AUGAACCACUUUCUCUCUUUAUUUUUUAUUUUUCUCUGUCUUUUGAUAAGCACAAAAUCUGAAAACGAGAUCGCCUGGAGAACGCUCCCAUUCCUUUCAAAUUCUCUUUUAUGGACCCCUAAUCUGAACAAAAAGUGCUUUAAUGAAACAUCACUUUUUAUUGAUUCUCUCCGAGAAGUUGCAAAAAUCACCGCGGACUGUUUGAAGUAUAAAAACUGCACUCUGACUGAGCUUACCUCGGUUCAAGAUUAUGUUUUUGCGAUUCAGGAACUGGACGCGUUCGGAAAGCUACCUCCAGACGUUCUGGAUAUCAAUACGUUUUUCGAGGGCUCAUAUUCUGAAUGCCAACGUGUCAGUGGAAAAAAAUUUGCGACUAGCUACAGUUACCUGGUAGCCUAUAUAGGAGAUAAUGUAACUUGUGAUUCUAAAUCUCAUGAACAUGUAACUCCCCGGUUCGCAGUUUGUAUGCCAUCGUCGUGUGGUGAGAAUGACUUGGUGGAAAUAUUCAAUCAGAUGACCAACUUCCCAUUAACAGCUUGUGAAGCUUUCCGAUCAGAUGUGAAAGUGGAGAAAACUUGGGUAUUCUGGGCGUUUUCAUUGUUUCUUGUUCUUAUUGUGUCUAUUGUGGUCUCUGCGUCUUUUGUGGAUUACAUUCGAGAGCGAGAAAUUGGAAUGUCUGCAGUUAAUGAACACGCUUACUGUAAGUCCAACCUCAGAAUCCAAUUCAAUGUCUAUUUUUCUGGCCUCCGAGUUUUCCUAUCGUUUUCUCUUUGGAGCAACUCGGAGCUCAUACUUUCUGUCAGAGAGCACAAACCAGAUCAAAUCCGAUCUCUGGAUUGCCUCCGUGCUCUCACCAUCCUCUGGAUAGUUUUCGCUCACACUUAUGACUUCAAGUUUCCCUACAACAAUGUUGGAAGCACUAUGGACUUUCUUCAGGACCUUUCAAUUUCAAGACAGCUUAUUAUGAAUUCUUACUUCUCCAUUGACACGUUGUUUGUUAUUUCUGGAGUCGUAGAAGCCUACACAUUCUUCUGGAAUAAACCAAAACAAGGGACAAUUUUGAAACCGCAAACCUGGAUUCAUUUUUAUUUGAGGAGAUAUUUGAGGGCAGCACCACCAUUGAUGGCAUUUAUUGGUUUCUUCACAGUUUAUUCAAAAUUUAUUCAAGGUCCUUUCAUGGCUUCUGAAAUGAAUAUUCUUUCGAAGGAAGCUGAAAUUUGUGAGGAGAACUGGUGGAGAAACGCACUUUUUAUCAAUAAUUUUGCCGGUGAAAAAAAUUGUUACCGUAUAACUUGGUUAUUGGCAGUUGAUACCCAACUAUUCUUAAUUGCUCCAAUUGUAAUCAUUACAUUGUUUUUCUCGAUAACCGGAGGAGUGAUUUUAAUAGUUAUUGGAUGUUUGUUAAGCGUAUUUCUAGAAUACUUACUUUUUGGAAUCUAUGAACUGCCAGCGGAUUUCACUGGGAAUGGGGGAGAACACCAUGAACAUUUCCGAUCUGUGGUCUAUGAAAUGCCGUGGACCAGAGCUCCAUCGUUUUUACUCGGACUGCUUGUCGGAUAUUUUCUAGCCAAUUUCACAAAAACCAGAUUGAAAUUCCACUGGAGCGUUCCUGUAGCUGGAUGGAUAUUGGCUACAGGAAUAGGAACAUGGUGUUUAUGGGGAAAUUACUCGUAUGAUUCUGGAAAUAUUUGGAGUGUAUACCAAAGGGCCACCUAUUUUAAUUUCUCCAAAAACGGGUGGACCCUUUUUGUUUCUUGGAUCAUUAUUGCUAAUCAUUAUGCAUGGGGAGGACCAAUUGGGAACUUUAUGUGUCACCCAUGUUGGCAGCCAUUCGGAAGACUUUCGUAUUGCGCUUAUAUUGUUCAUCGAAUGACAAUGUACUGGUUUUUUAAUUUGGAUGGGACUAGUCCUCAUAGUUACUCAGCUGUUCAAAUGUUCUUGUUCUACACAAUUCUAGGGACCCUCCUAUCAUGUGUCUUCGCAUUCUUCUGGAGUUCAAUCUUUGAAAUUCCGGUGGCCAAAAUCGAAAAAAUAUUUUUGAAACCCAUAUCCGCCGCCUAUCGUCGAGAAUCGAAUCCAGCUGUUGAAACAGUUCGAGUGAGACGAGGAGCAAUGUCAUGA
Messenger RNA from Caenorhabditis briggsae, 2121 nucleotides. NCBI's taxonomy places the organism in Eukaryota, Metazoa, Nematoda, Chromadorea, Rhabditida, Rhabditidae. The coding region runs from base 1 to 2121 and encodes 706 amino acids. The transcript is spliced from 9 exons. The record is from RefSeq and is a predicted model, not a curated record. Gene Ontology annotation, molecular function: acyltransferase activity, transferring groups other than amino-acyl groups.